Molecule: messenger RNA, 23548 nt
Organism: Gorilla gorilla gorilla (western lowland gorilla)
Lineage: Eukaryota; Metazoa; Chordata; Mammalia; Primates; Hominidae
Gene: NPAP1
Product: nuclear pore associated protein 1
Exons: 31
Coding region: 15974-19441 (1155 amino acids)
Biological process (GO): protein import into nucleus; RNA export from nucleus
Cellular component (GO): nuclear pore
Molecular function (GO): structural constituent of nuclear pore
Source: RefSeq, a predicted model, not a curated record
UUUUUUUCACAAACAGGGUCUCACUCUGCAUCCAGGCUGGAGCACAGUGGCAUGAAUGUAGCUCAUGGCAGACUUGAACUCCUGGGGUCAAGCAGUCCUUUUGCCUCAGCCACUUGAGUAGCUGGGGCCACAGGCACAUGCCACCAUGUCUCGCUAAUCUUGUUUCUUCUUUUCUUCCAUCCUUUUUUUUUGUGUGGUAGAAACAGGUUCUAUCUAUGUUGCCCAAGCUGGUCCUGAACCCCUAGCCUCAAGUAAUCCUCCUGCCUCAACCUACCAAAGCAUUGGGAUUACAAGUUUGACCCACUGUGAUCAGUCCAGGGUAGGAAAUGGAAUCUUAGCAACUAUCACAUGAGCUUUGAGGGAAUCCUUCUCUAGAUGAGCCUUCAAUUGAGACCUCAGCCUUGGACAUCAUCUGCAUCUGGAUUCCUGACCCAGAGCAACUGAAUUUUAUGGAACCUUGUAUUCUGUUGAAUACCAGAAUUAUAUCAGCAAUCCCCAAGCCCCAAAAUCACCAAAUGGGCAUCAUCAUGACAGCAGUGAGUUCCUGAUGAGGGCAGGGAAGUGAAUCCUAAGAACAAUCAUGUGAGUUUGGAAGGAGACCCUUCCCCAGCUGAGCCUCAGCCUGAGCCAUCACCUACAUCUAGACCAAAGACCCAGAGAAACUGCUCCAUCAGGAACUGUUCAGGACCGUGCCCUCUGUUGAUAUUCACAUGGUGGAAUUAUACUGCCCUUGGCGAACCCUAAAGCCAUCAAAAUAGCAGUUGGUGUACUGUGGAUUCUAUAUUAAGCUCUGGUCUACAGAGAAGAGAGAUCAAAGAGGUCUUCAGUUGUUCCCAGCUCCCCACACAAAUCUACCCAACAAAGUCCCGAUAAACAGUAUGUUUUCUGGAGUCUAUCAAUACCGGCUGGAGUGCAAUGGCAUGAUCUCAGCUCACUGCAACCUCUGCCUCCUGGAUUCAAACCAUCCUCCUGCCUCAGCCUCCUGAGUAGCUGUGGCAACAGUUUCUUACAGAUGAGGUCUUGUUCUUUUGGCCAGGCUGGAGUGCAGUGGUACGGUCGUCACUCACUGCAGCUUCAAACACCUGGGUUCCAGCAUUCAUCCCACUUCAGCCUCCCGUGUACCCGGGACUACAGGUAUAAAAUAAAUUCCUAUUGAAGUCAUCUUAACAUGGAACCAGAAUUAAAUCCUAACAACAAUCAUGUGAGCCUGGGGAGGAUCCUUCUCCACGUGAGCCUUCAGGGGAGACUUCAGCCUUGGCCAUCUUCUGCAUCUAGAUUCCUGACCAAGAGAAACUAAACAGGUUCUAAGUAUGUUGCCCAAGCUGGUCCUGAACCCCUAGCCUCAAGUAAUCCUCCUGCCUCAACCUACCAAAGCAUUGGGAUUACAAGUUUGACCCACUGUGAUCAGUCCAGGGUAGGAAAUGGAAUCUUAACAACUGUCACAUGAGCUUUGAGGGUAUCCUUCUCCAGAUGAGCCUUCAGUUGAGACCUCAGCCUUGGACAUCAUCUGCAUCUGGAUUCCUGACCCAGAGCAACUGAAUUUUAUGGAACCUUGUAUUCUGUUGAAUACCAGAAUUACAUCAGCAAUUCCCAAGCCCCAAAGUCACCAGAUGGACAUCUUUAUGACAGCAGAUCACCCAAUUGGCGUGCAUUUCCAGGAAUGCAUUUAUGGAAUAAGAAUAAAUGUUUACUCCCUUUUCCUGGGACAGUUCUAAAGACUCAGGAUCUCAUCCAGGAUACCUCAUCACAGACUGGAGUGCAGUGUCAUGAGCUUGGCUCACUACAGCCUCCAUCUUCUGUGCUUAAGGAUCCUCCCCUCUCAACCUCCAGGGUAGCUGAGACUACGGUGAGUUCCUGAUGAGGGCAGGGAAGUGAAUCCUAAGAACAAUCAUGUGAGUUUGGAAGGAGACCCUACCCCAGCUGAGCCUCAGCCUGAGCCAUCACCUACAUCUAGACCGAAGACCCAGAGAAACUGCUCCAUCAGGAACUGUGCAGGACCGUGCCCUCUGUUGAUACUCACGUGGUGGAAUUAUAUUGCCCUUGGCGAAACCUAAAGCCAUCAAGAUAGCAGGUCUGGUCUACAGAGAGGAGAGAUCAGGGAGCUCUUCAGUUGUACCCAGCCUCCCCACACAAAUCCACCUAACAAAGUCCUGAUAAACAGUGUGUUUUCUGGAGUCUAUCAAUAUGGAUGAGGUCUUGUUCUUUUGGCCAGGCUGAAGUGCAGUGGUACAGUCGUCACUCUUCAAACACCUGGGUUCCAGCAUUCAUCCCACUUCAGCCUUCCAUGUAGCCAGGACUACAGGUAUGAAAUAAUUUCCUAGUGAAGUCAUCUUAACAUGGAACUGGAAUUAAAUCCUAACAACAAUCAUGUGAGCGUGGGGAGGAUCCUUCCCCAGGUGAGCCUUCAGGGGAGACUUCAGCCUUGGCCAUCUUCUCCACCUAGAUUCCUGACCAAGAGAAGCUGUGAGUAAUGUGUAUAUGCUUUUCAGCCACUCAGCUGUGUGGGAAUUUGUUAUACAACAAUAAGUAACACACCUGGCAUUGAAUGUAAUGUGGUAUCCUAGAUUAGAUACUGGAAUAGAAAAGUGACAUUAUUGGAAACCUGAAGAAAACUAUGAAGAAAGUCUGUAGUUCCAUUGAUAGUUUUAUAACACUGUCAAUUUCUCAGUUUUCAUGAAUAGUCUAUGGUUAUAUAAUGUGUUAACAUUCCUUUAAGCUGAAAGGUAUAUGAAACUCUCUGCACUAUAUAUACCUCCUUCUGUAAGUCAAAUAUGAUUUCAAAAUAAUUUUAAAAUAAUAUUUUGGUGCAAAACAAAAACGAACAAAAAGACACAAGAACAUUAGCUUGGUUUCAGGAGAUGGGGUGGGCAAGUAGGGAAAGAACAGCAGUGCAGCUUUCCUAAUCUAUCCACCAUUCGGAACCCAGGUGCACCUGCUUCAGUUAAACACAGUUAGCUCUGGGGACUCUCAUCCAUUUUUGUCUUUGAAAUCAUGCUACUCAUUAUCCAGGAACAUUUUAAGUGUCAGUAACCACUUCUUCAGAGAGAGGUGCCUGUUCCUCAUAUAUCCCAGGACGCCCCGUUUUCAGACACUGUCUGGCAGUUUAUUCACAUAAUUCCACUAAAGCCUUUCUGGAAAAAAAUGAGUGCUGGACCUUAGAAGCCGAUAUUGCAAAAUGUCAGUGACAGGGAACACAAAUUGUAUUUCUACAAUCAGGAGAGUGUUUUAAUUCCCUUGGUACAGGGAUUUGUUCUUCAACUGAUUAUCAGAUCACUGUGAUAAUUUCUAUUUCUCUUGUCAUGAAUUAUUUGGGACCAUAUAUUCUGUUGCUCUUCACAUCUUGGAAUUAUAUUGUCCAUUUCCAAGGUCAAAGACCACAGAAUAAAUGUCAUCAUGGCAGCAGGUGAGUAGGGCACACAAACAGUGCUUCUAAAUAUGGUGGUUGAUUACAAUGCUUGCUUACUAAGACCUCGAUAUGAAUCUGUAGACAAGUGGUUUUUGGCAGGUGAAGUCAUGUGAGUGAUUCAGUAUAUGCUGUGUAUGGCUGGAGAAAGCUCAGUAGAUACAAGAAAAAGCAGUAUGUAACACAUCUCCCCCCACCAUGCAGUGAUCUAAGAGAUGGACCCAGGCUAAACGGUGACUCUGCACGUGUUCUGGCUAAACAAAGAAUCUCACAGCAGGAAGAACUGUCCAGCUGUCCCCCACAUAGGUCCCUGUUCAUAGUUCACAGCACUCUGCGGUGUUAGCAUCAGGGUUGUGCCAAAGAACCAUGCCUACAAAGCCUACCAAGCCAUGAGUCUGCAUGCUGCACUCACACAGACAUAGACAAAGCCAAGACUAUUGCCUUUACGAUGGUCCGUAAACAUGGGGCAUAUUCUCUAUAGCACAUUGAUAGCUUAUAUGAGAAAAUGAGAUCUUGCAGCCUGGAGACCUAGAGUGAGAGAUAUGACUGACCUCGACCACAUUUUUCACUUCUGAUAUCAGCAUAGAAGUGAUUUAGGUGCUGUUAUUUGAGCAUCUGUACUUUAAGAAACCUUCCAAGUCUUCCAAGUUCCAUAUACUUUACUCUUUAAGACAUGACUCCUCUUUUAAAUUUGACAUCUUAAAGGAGGUUUAUUCCAUUUUUUAAAUUUUAACUGAAGAUGCUAUAGUACAAUACUUAAAUGACAGAUCUUCUGUUUCUCUUUAUUUUAAUGCAUACUUUUUGAUCUAUUAUGAUGCAUACUGUGAAUAUUCUGCCCACCAAUAAAUGGACCCAAAAAUGGCCAGAGCAACAGACAUAACCCGCAGUUAGACCUGGACAUGAGUUAUGAGGACUACCACAUGGUGGUCACAAUAAUUGAGAUCUGAGUUCUCAAGUUUAAAGGAAAACAGGCACUAUACACAAAACUCUACUGCUAUAUUAUCAUGGACACAAAGGACAGAGUGCUGAGCACUGAGUGCCCAAACAAGUGCUUUAAUAGCAUGGAAGGCAUGAUUUCCCACAAUAUACUAAGCCACUAAAUUCACAAAGGCCACCACAAUUCUAAAAAAUGAUGUCACUGCAAACAAACCCAAGUGUUAGACCACAAUCUAAGACAAACGCUCCAAUAUGCUGUCUCCACACUCUAGCCUGAUUAGGAGUUGUAGUUCAGUGGAUGAAUGGCUCAAAUAUUUAACAUCAUUACUUCGUGUUCAUGUAAUUCAACCUUCCUGGAGUCUAAAACUAUAGGUGAAAUUUCAGUCAAAGUCCUAAAUUAUGAAUUGUAUAUGAAUUUCUUCUUCACUUAAUAUUUUCCCAAGGAAACAGGAAAACUAAUUUCAAUAUCCAAGUGUCCAAAAGUAGAGUUUGCCAGAGUAGCAAGGGGGCAGAACAAAGCAUUUUAUGAAGAUCACAGUGCAUCUGCUUCCACAGUGACUAUGUAUUAUCACCAUUUGUGUGAUUAAAAGGGUGAAUGAGAAUGAAGGAAAACAGAGAUCAAGAAUGUUAUAGAUUAAAGAAUUGAAUUUGUAAUGUAGCUUGCAGGGAUCAUUGCUUAUAUUACUAACUUUAGGACACAAUUUUUUAAUAUAGAUUUUCCUUAGUCUUUAGAAAACUAGCACUUCAGGAAAAAUUUCAAGUGUCUCUCUACAAUUUAUAUCUUCCUCAUCGAUAGAUUUCUUGAACCGUAGUUUAUAAAACAAUUACAGCACUUUACUGAUAAGUCUAAUAUUUCUACUAACUAAGUAGAAUAUAAAUAGAAUUGUUAAAUUAAUGUGAAAAUAUAUACAACAAUGUUUACUUAAUAACAGACUAAAAUAUAGCAGAUUAGCCACCAUGAUUUUUUCUUUUUCUUUUUGAGUUGGAGUUUUCUGUUUCACCCAGGCUGGAGUGAAGUGGCGAGAUCUCGGCUCACUGCAACCUUCGCCCCCGGGGUUCAAGUGAUUCUCCUGCCUCAGCCACCACGAUUUAACACUGAGAAGUAGGCAGUCACAGAGAAAAAGUUUAGAAUAGUUCACCAGUGAAGUCAUCUCAACCAGCCCAGGGCCUUGACUCCUAACAACAAUCACAUGAACUUGGAAGAGGAGCCUUCCCCAGGUGAACCUUCACUUGAGACCUUGUCCUUGGCCAUCAUCUACAUCUGGAUUCAUGAUACAGAGAAACCUGAGUAAUGAUGACACUAGCAGUCCAGCCUGCAUGGAUGCUGACAUGGAUGCUGUCUCCCAUUCUUACCACUGGAUGUGAAGAAAUGCUAGAUGCAAUGCAGCCAAUCUGUACUCGACUGUCAGUUCCAUCUUCUCAACUCACAGUGUCUUCCAAAGUCCAUGCCACACCACAGCCUGGAACAUCUCCCAAGGCUUUGAAUAACUCACCAGUGAAGUCUUCUUGACCUGGACAGAAAUUGAAUCCUCCCGAGAAUCCCAGGAGCUUGGAAGGGGAUCCUUCCCCAGAUGAGCCUUCCCUUGAAAUCUCUGCCAGGCAUCUGACCCAGAGAAACUGCCACACCACUUUACAGAGGAACACCAGGGAUGUUCCAGGAACCAUGCCCACAAAACUUACUAAGCCAUGGGACUGCAUACUACACUCCCAAGGACAUCCGCAAAGUCAAGACUCUUGCUUUUUCAGACUGUGAUCAUGGGCUACAUUCUCCAUACCAUGUUCAUAUCUACAGUGAGAAAAUAAACUCCUGCGUCCUGGAGACCUACAAUGAGAAACAAAGCUGACCUUGACCAUAUUUCUCACUUCUGAGAAGACUGUAGCAGUAAUUCAGGUGCUAUUAUUUGGGGCAUUUAUAAUUCAGUAAACCUUCUUACCCCUCUAAUCUUACAAUUCACCCCAUCAGAAAGGACGGUUUCAUUUAAAUUGGCAAUCUUAAGUCAUGGAGGUUUGAUCUUUUUAUUUCAUUAUAACAGGAGUUUCUGUAAGGUAAGUGACUUGUACAAUCCCGUUUUCCUCUUCAUUUCAAUGCAUACAUAUGGUCUAUUAUGAUGUGUACUGUUAAGAUCAUCCAUGAGUAAAUUCUUCAGAAAAAAAAAAAUCAAGUGGCAGGCCAUGAAGUAUACAGAAGUAGAUGUGUGGAAGGACAGACUCAUCUCUAGGUGGCAAGAGGGUCGAUGAGCUCUAGGUGCUCAGGUUUAAGCCUGGAAAAGUGAUAGACAUAAAACUCUGCUACCAUAAUGUCUCAGGCACAGAGGACACAGUGCUCAGCGCUAAGCUCCCAAACAUUAGCAUGAUAGCGUGGAAAAUAUGAUUUGUACUGAGUCUGGAUUGGCCACCAGAAUUCUCAGAAAGAUGCCAUUGAAAACACCCCAUCAUCUGACCACAUCCUUAGGCAAGAACCCAACGCUGUCUCUGCCCUCUAGUCUGAAUGGUGAAUAAAAUUUAAAGGGUGCAUGACUCCUAAACUUGAGAUUAGGGCUUCCUGUUCACUGAAUUGAACUCUUCUAGAAGCUGAAACUCUCAUUGCAAAUAUGCUCAACAUUCUAAAUUAUACAUUAUAAGAGUUUCCUCUUCAUUCAGUACACUAUUUGGGGAACAUCAAAGCCUGUUUCAUUUUCUAAGUAUCGACAAGUGGGGCUGACAAGAGUAACAAGUGGUCAGAGCAAGGCAUUUCGUGAAAACAGCAAUGCACAGGCGUCUGCAGUCCCUGCUUACAGUGAGAUUCACAUGACCAUCGUUCAUGGGAUACGAAGGAUAAAAGAGGAGGGAGAAAAAAAUAUGUAGUUGAUCUGGAUGAAGAAUCAGAUUUGGAAAGCAACUUAGAAUAAUCUCUGCUUAUAUUUCUAAGAUGAAGGCAAAAAGUCUCAAGAUACAGGAUUUUCUGUCUUCAGAGAGCUGCACUCUGCUGCAAAUUUUCAAGUAACACUUUACCAUUUCUAUCUUCCUUCUCCAUGGGAUCUUUGAGCCAUAAUUUAUAAAAUCACCUCUACAUCUCUUGUAUUUUUGUUAUGUCUAAUAAUCUCUUGAGGUCUCUCUAGGGACAGUGACUAUAAAUUAUCACCCUGCCCAACAGGACUCCAGGAAACUGCGUCCUGUAUGUUUACAGUGUGCCUUUCAUGGGAUACUUAUUUAUCCUGGUGGAUACCCCAAAGCGUAAGUGUACAAUCUUUGACCCAGCAUCCUUCUCACAGGAUAUUUGUUUAUACUGUCAGACACCCUUGUGGCACUUGUCAGACCUGUGUCCACUACAUUCCCACCAAUGUAGCCACUAUCUAGGAGAGCUCUGAGUUCGAAAAAAGUUGAGCUCACAUGUGUUGGUCAUGUGAGCCACGGAGGAGGCAACUCAACAAAGCACAGGUAUUUCUUGCAGGUGGGGAUUGUUGGGCACCAUUGCAGGGUCUAACUGACACAUUAGGUCUUCUCCAAUCUGCAAGUUUCAUAGUCUUCACUUAUUUUUCUUGACCUUGACCCUUUUGAAAUGUACAGGUCAGAUAUUUUGUAAGGUGUCCCACAGUAUGGAUUUGUCUCAUGAUUUCUCAUGAUUAAAUUAGGGACAUGUAUACAUUAAACACAUGUCAUCUAAGUUUGAAGACAAGAAAAACUAAACAUUAUGGAUAUUAGAAAUAUAAACAUAGUGAUAAAUAUAACAAACACAAAUUAGAGGAUAACAAAUAAAUUCACAGUAAAGUUACCUUCAGUGAUUAAGGAAGAUGAUGAAGCUAAGGAGUUCCAUUAACAGCUAUGAACAUAUUGCUCAUGUUCUAUUUUAUAAGGUCAGCAGUGACUUUAAAUAAAAAGAAACUUUAUACAUUUAAGAAUCGUUUAGGAUUUACAUAAUUGUUUUAAAUAUAUUACAUAGACUUUCCAUAUAUCCCACUACAGUUGCUCUUUUUAUUAACUUCUCAAUGUAGGACAUUUGUCACAAUUAACCAAUUUUAAACAGUAUCAUUAACUACUCUUCAUACUUUAUUCAGAUUUUCUUAGUUUUCACUUAAUGUCCAAUUUCUAUUCCAGGACCUCGUCCAGGAUACCUCAGCACAGUUAAAUAUCACGUCUCCUUAGAUUUCUCUGACUGUUGCAGUUUCUUAGCGUUUCCCAGUUUUUGAUGGCAUUGACAUUCCUAAUGUGGGAUUUCUCUUUAGGUUUUUUUUCAUGAUGAGACUAGAUUUGUGGGUUUAGGGGAGGAAGAUGACAGAGGAAAGGUGCCAUUCUCCUCACAUCAUACCAAGGGCACAGGCUCUCAACAGGCUUUAUCACUGUUAAUGUUAAUUUGAUCACCUAGAUGAGGUCAUUUUUAUCAAAUUAUCACACACGGUGAAAUUAUUAUUUUUCCCUUUCCCCAUAGAAUGUUUCAGAACAAAGUCACUAACACAACACGCAUUUAAGAAGUGGGGAAUCAUGGGCUAAGCACGAUGGCUCACGCCUGUAAUCCCAGCACUGUGGGAGGCUAAGACAGGCGGAUCAUCUGAGGUCAGGACUUCGAGACCAGUCUGGCCAACAUGGCGAAAGCUCGUCUCUAUUAAAAAUACAAAAAUUAGCUAGGCACAGUGCACACGCCUGUACUCCCAGCUACUCGGGAGGCUGAGGCAGGAGAAUCACUUGAACCUGGGAGGCAGAGUUUGCAGUGAGCUGAGAUCACGCCACUCCACUCCAGCCUGGGCAACAGAGCGAGACUCCAGACUCCAUCUCAAAAAAAAAAAAAAAGUGGGGAUUCAUGAUCUACCUUUUUAUUGGCAGAAUGUCUACAAAUUUAUUUGAACUCUCAACUGUAAGCGUCUCUGUUCUACUACACAUUUAUUCAUGUAUACAUAAAUUAUUUAUAUCAUCAUCUAAACAUGGAUAUUUAUUUUAUACUUUACAUAUGCUAAUUUAUUUGAUUGCUCAGAUUGUUCCAUGGUUGCCUUUUGGAAGGUUUUUUAGUUGUCUGUGGUAUAAUUUUGAAAUACCCACAUAAUUAAGGUUCAAUGUUGUAUGGUUGGUUGGUUUUGUUGUUGUUUAGCAUUUUCUUUUCUUUAACCACUACUAGGUGCUCCAGGCUAACUGUGUAUUUAAUUGUACUCCAGGCUAAGUGUAUAAUCGUGUAAUUUCUACUACUUUUUCCAACACCAUAUGAUCUAAUGCAGCACCAUGUGAAUGAUGUAUGUAGUCUCUUACUCUCCCUAUGAAGAACUUCGUGCCGUUCACUUAAUCAUACUACCUGAACAUCCAUGCAGAGUGGUUUCAGAACUGGUAACUUAUACCCCAAUGGGAAACAAUUUUACCAAGCAAAGUACAGUACUUAGGUAUAAAUACUUUGGCUUUUAGCCUCAGAAUGUCCACUUAUUUCCCAAAUUACUUAGGUCCAUUGCUUUCCUCCACUUUCUUUAGUGAGGCUAUUCCAUACAUUCAUUACAUAGUUAUAUUAUUUUUUUGGUCAUUCCUCCUUGGAAACCCUCUACCUACUAAAUAAGGUUUUAAUUUUGCAUAAUUUAGAUGCACUGUUUGUGUUAUAAAGUUCUUCAGGAUUCAGAAAACAUUAUUAUGUAUCCACCAUUACAAUAUCAGAGAGAGUAAUUUCACUGCCCAAAAGAAACCUGCUAUAUUUCACUGAUCCCACCUUUCUCUCUCCUAAGCCCAUUGUUACCACCGAACUCUUUGCUCUCACUAUCCUUUUUUCCUUUUCUAGAGAAUCAUAUAGGUGGAAUUACACAGUAUUUUGCCUUUUCCAACUUAUAUUUUUUCACAUAGCAAUAUACCUUUUAGAUUUUUGAAGUAUGUAUCAUGUUUUUUUAGACUUCUCUUCCCCUAUUGUUGCAGGACAGGUGAGCCCCAAAUUUGGGGCUUCAGCUGGCAGGGUUCUUGGCUUUGCCCAGGAAAGUAUUUAAGGGCAAGCCAGUGGUGAUAGACAGCAAUCUUUUAUUGAACGUUACUGCUCCUUAAAGAGCAGGGCUAACUCAUAAGCAUCACAUCAGUUGGUAACCUAUGGGCUCUUGUCAACUAUCUUUACACUAAGGCAAACUCACUUUCAAUUACAUGUAAAUUGAGGAGUGGAUCAAUGAAACUUGAUAGGCAGGUUAUUCAGAACUUUCUAGGAGAGGAGCAGUAACUUCUGGGUUGUUGCCAUGGAAAGAGGUGGUUAAAUUCCAGGUUGUUGGCAUGGAAUUUAUAAACAGUCAUGGUGAUGGAGGGAAUGUCUCAUGCCAGUGAGCAAUGAGGACAACCAGGGAUCCCUGCACCUCUUUUUGCCAGUUUCUUCACUGUAUGCUGUCUGGACCAGAUCUUGUUUUGAUCAGCAGGGUUGUGACCAGGAAACAGCCUGCCAGUCUUCUGUCUCAUGAUGGCAAAAGGCAUUGCGUGUCUUUUCGUGUGAUUUGGAUAUGACUAUAGCUUUUUUGGAGAAUUGGGUAUUUGAAUAAUUUCCAUUUUUGAUUGCGAUAUUUGUCUUUUUACUUUUGAGCUCUAAGAUGUUGUCAUAUAUGAUUAACAGUAGACCAUUAUCACCUAGAAAAUUUGCAAAUAUUUGCCUUUAAUUUAACUUUUAAGUUUCAGGGUACAUGUGCACAUUUGUUACAUAGGUAAACUUGUGUUAUGGUGGUUUGUUGUAGAUUAUUUCAUCACCAAUGUACUAAGCCUAGUACCCAUUAGUUAUUUUUUCUGAUCCUCUCUCGCCCUCACCCUCCACCCUCCAAUAGGCCUCAGUGUGUGUUGUUCCCCACUGUAUGUUUAUGUGUUCUCGUCAUUUACCUCCCACUUAUAAGGGGAAAAAUAUGGUAUUUGGUUUUCUGUUAUUGCAUUAGUUUGCUGAGGAUAAUAGCCUCCAGCUCCAUCCAUUUUCCUGUAAAGGACAUGAUAUUCUUUUUUAUGGCUGCGUAGUGUUCCAUGGUGUAUAUGUACCACAUUUUCUUUAUGCAGUCCACCAUUGAUGGGCAUUUAGGCUGAUUCCAUGUUCUUGCUAUUGUGAGUAGGGCUGCAAUGAACAUAUGCAUGCAUGUGCCUUCUUGAUAGAACACUUUUUAUUUCUUUGGGUAUAUGCUAAGUAAUGGGAUUGCUGGGUUAAAUGAUAUUUCUGUUUUUAGGUCUUUGUGGAAUCUCCACACUGCCUUCCACAAUGGUUGAACUAAUGGAGACAUCCACCAAUUAGUUAGAUGGCUGGUGUUAGAUGGUAUCACAUUGUGGUUUUGAUUUGCAUUUCUUUAAGGAUCAGUGAGGUUGAGGUUUUUUUCAUAUAAUUGUUAGCUACAUAUGUAUCUUCUGUUGAAAGUGUCUGUUCAUGUCCUUUGCCCUCUUUUUAUAGGGUUGGUUUUUUUUUUCCUGAACAUUUGUUUCAGUUCCUCAUAGAUGCUGGAUAUUAGACCUUGGUCAGACGCAUAGGUUGCAAAACUUUUCUCCCAUUCUGUAAGUUGUCUGUAUAUUCUGUUGAUAGUUUUCUUCUGCUGUGCACAAGCUGUUAAGUUUAAUUGGAUUUAGUUUGCCAGUUUUUGCUUUUGUUUGCAAAUAUUUACUCCCAUUCUUUGGGUGUCUUUAUUUUUGAUUGUGUAGCAUGAAUCACGAAAGUUUCAAAUUCUAAUGAGAUUUAAUAUACCUGUUUUUUCUUCUUCCCUUUUUCUUUCAACAUCAUAUCUUAGGAAAGAUUUUUUUAACCUAAGACCACAAAGAUGUAUUCUUGUGUUAUUUUCUAUAUUUUGGACUUGUUUAGCUAUUAUAUAGAGAUAUAUGAUCAUUUUGAGUCAAUUACAUUUUCAAUGUGAGGCAGGAGUUCAACUUACAUGGAAUAUGCACUUGUUUCAGAAAUAUUUGAGUAAAAAUAUUUAUCCAUAUAUAAUUUAUUUGGUGACAUUAUAAAAUUAUUUCACUGCAAAUAUAAGUAUUCAUUUUUGAGCAUUAUAUUCUAUUACAUUGAUCAACAUCUAUAUUCUUAUUCUAGUACCAUAAAUCUUGAUUACUCUUACGUCCUAGUGAGUUUUGAAGUCAGGAAGUAUGUAUCUCCAAUGCCAACCUUUUUUCUUCUUUCUCAAAAUUAUUUAGGCUGCUCUGGGUCUAUUGCAUUAUAUAUGAAUUUUAGAUAAACUUUGUGAAUUUAGAGAAAGGAAAUGUCACCUGGGAUUUUGAUAGAGGUUGUGUUAAAUCUAUAGAUCCAUUUGGAAAAUAUUGACGGCCUAACAACAUUAACCUUUAUGAGCAAUGAAUAGUCAAAGUUUUUUUCCAUUUAUUUUUUAUCAAAAUAUUUUCUAUAGUUUUUGUGUAUAUAUCUUAUACUUAAUUUGAUAAACUUAUUUUUGAUUUCAUCUCAAAUGAAACAUUCUGAGUUUUUAUUUUAGAUUGUUAAUUGCUAGCAUAUAGAAAUUCAGAGGAUUUUAUAUAUUGACCUUAUAUACUGCAAGUUUGUGGAACUCAUUUAUAAAUUCUAAACAUACUUGAUUAGAGUCCUUUGGGAAUUUUAUAUAUAAGAUCAGGUCAUAUGCCAACAGACAGAGUUUGACUUUCUUUCCAUACUGGAAGCCUUAUAUUUAUUUUUCUAGACUAAUUGCCAUGUCUGUAUCCUCCAGUACAAUGUUGAAAACAAGUGUCAAGAGUGGAAAUCCUUGUCUUGUUUCUAAUCUUAAGUUAGUGAACCUUUCAGAUAACCUAUGAUGACAUGUUAGUUUUUCAUGGAUCCUCUUUUAAAAGGAAGAGAGUUCCCUUAUCUGACUCAUUUGCUGCAUAUUUUUCUCAUAGAGAAUUUGAGAAUUUUCAAGUGCCUAUGCGUCUUCUGAGCUGAUGAUGUGGUUUUUUUCUUUAUUAUAUGAAUAUAGUGCAUGGCACUAGUAUUGUAUGUUGAACCAAAUUUUGCUUUUCUGAGAUAAAUACCCUUGAUAUAGUGUAUAAUACUUUUUACAUGUUUCUGGUUUGUUUUACUAAUAUUUCCUUGAUGAUUUUUGCCCCUGUAUUCAUAAGGUAUAUUGCUCUUCAUUUUCCAUAUUUGAAAUGUCUUUGUCUAGUUGUGGUAUCAGAGUAAACUAACUCAGUAUACAAUGGGAAAUCAUGCCUUCUCCAGUUUUUGGGAAUAAUUUGUAAUAAAUUAGUAUUAAUUGUUUAAGUGAUUCCAAUAAUUCACUAAUGAAUUCUUCUUGGUGAGGUCAGAGAUGUUAAUCCUAAGAACAGUUACAUGAGCUUGGAAGGAGACCUUUCCCCAGCUGAGUCUUAGCCUGGGCCAUCACUUACAUCUGGACUGGAGACCUAGAGAAACUACUCCAUCAGGAAUCGUUUGGGACCGUGCAUUCUGUUGACACUCACAUUGUGGAAUUAUGUUGCCCACUGCCAACCCUAAAGCCACCAAGGUAGCAGGAAUGACACAAGACAAAUAUCCACAUGUAUGCACAUUGAAAAUAUUUUUUCCAGUAAUUAUAAGAGUCACUCAGUUGCCCAGGCUGGAGUGCUAUGGCACAAUCCUGGCUCACUGCAACCUCAUCCUCCCUGGUUCAAGUGAUUCUUGUGCCUCAGCCUCCUGAGUAAUGGAUUACAGGUGUGCGCCACCACAGCCGGGUUUCAAAUAAUUCAUCAGUGAAGUCUUCUCAACCUGGUCAAUCACGUGAACUUAGAAUAUGAUUCCUCCCCAGCUGAUCCUUCAGAUCCUUUGGCAUUUGAGAGUUGCUUUGUGUAUACGGCCCUUUAACGGAGCAAAUGGCCAGCCAGGAAACCAAAGUAUGGACAAGGGGAAAGAAGCAUCUGUGGAGGAAGUUUUACAAGCGGCCCUCCUCAUCCAUACUUGUCAUUGCUACAGCAACACGGAGAUGCAUUGACACCCUUCUUCAAUCCAGAGGAUGGGCCAUCAACUCACAAAAGUACAAGGCCUGGAACCAGCUGCAAAGUUCCUAUGGAUCACUUGGCCAGAAACAGGUUCUAACUAUGUUGCCCAAGCUGGUCCUGAACCGCUAGCCUCAAAUAAUCCUCCUGCCUGAACCUACCAAAGCACUGGGAUUACAAGUUUGACCCACCGUGAUCAGUCCAGAGUAGGAAAUGGAAUCUUAACAACUAUCACAUGAGCUUUGAGGGUAUCCUUCUCCAGAUGAGCCUUCAGUUGAGACCUCAGCCUUGGACAUCAUCUGCAUCUGGAUUCCUGACCCAGAGCAACUGAAUUUUAUGGAACCUUGUAUUCUGUUGAAUACCAGAAUUAUAUCAGCAAUCCCCAAGCCCCAAAAUCACCAAAUGGGCAUCAUCAUGACAGCAGGAUAGGCCAAAAUGGAUCUGGACUAUAAUCUUUACAUAUUUAGAUCCUUCAAACUAGACCAAAAAGGAAAUCUGGGCUGCAAGGCUCAAUUAGAAGAACAGUGUGGGAUGCUGCUUUGCUGACUAUUGGGGGUCGCUGCCCCAUGUCUUCAGAGGAGACUGGAGCCCAGUGCCUGCCAUGACCAACUUAUGAGGUGAAGUAAGGGCUUCCCCCUAGGAACGCAUGUGCUUAAUACAGCUGUGCUGUGUGCUAGGUACCCUAAGGACUACAGGAAAUAAUGAGAAUACAUGAUGUGUCCAUAACAAGGAGGCACACAGGCCACGGCACCAGCUCUGGAAUCACACAGCCCAGGUUCGAAGCCUGGCUAGGCCACUGUCAUAUCAAUGACCCAAGGAGCAAGCAGCCUAAGGCUUAAAUGUUGUUGCUGUUGUUUGUUGUGGUUUUUUGUUUUUGUUUUUGUUUGAGACAAGAGUUUUGCUCUGUUCCCCCAGGCUGGAGUGCAGUGAGGUGAUCUCAGCUCACUGCAACCUCCGCCUCCCGCUUUCAAGCGAUUCUCCUGCCUCAGCCUCCCUAGUAGCUGGGAUUACAAGUGCGUGCCACCACGCUCAGUUAAUUUUUGUAUUUUUAGUACAGAUGGGGUUUCACCAUGGUGGUCAGGCUGGUCUCGAACUCCUGACCUCAGGUGAUCCACCCACCUUGGCCUCCCAAAGUGCUGGGAUUAAAGGCGUGAGCCACCGCGCCCAGCCUUAAAUAUUGUUUAAAACAAAUUUGUGAAAAGAAGUGAAGAGGCCCUGCCUGCCAGGAAGAGAUGACAAGGCACCACGUCCCCUCCUCGGAAACCCUCACGGCCUGGCUGGUGACCCUGGCACCACAGAGACGGCACACCUGGCUCCAGGCAGCACAGAGGCACUGCCAAGGUCCUAGAGGAGGCUGGCAGGAUAUAGGUUGUCCUGUGCUUAACUUGAAGCAGAUGUGCCCUCUGUGAACCGGGGAAUGGGGACGGCCGACACAGGGCCACUGCGUGCAACAGCGCCGGGCCAGGGCUAAGGAACUGGCGAGCCGGCGCCCAGGUGACAAGAGAUCUGGCGGUGGGCCCGCAGGCCCCAGCAGUUCCCUCAUAGAGGCCACGCGGUGCAACACCUGCCACCGGCAGCGGGGCUUCCGGGGGUCCUGGGGCAGCUGGGGCCGACAGGGCGUCGCCCUUUGCCCUCUGACCCCUGCCUUUUGCGCCCCCCGCUGGCGCUCCCUGGUUCUGUGAAGAACCUCGCGGAGGCGUCGCAGGCGUCGAGCCAGUCAGUUUGUGCUUGGUCGCCAGAGGAGGCGGUGGCUGAGGAGAGUUGAGUCCACUGCUGACCCUGUUUUACGGUAGGAGGCACGGCUAGCUCUAAAUGGGCAAUUUACUUAGUAAAUUUAGACCCGGGUGCCGCCGCCGGCCCCUGCCAGGGCCAGGGCGUGGCGCCCCCGCUGCCCUGUCCCGGGACGCCUCCCCGCCCGGUCGGGCUCACUCUGCACCCACCCCGCGCCCUUUCCGCGGCCUGUUCCGCCGGAACGCCCGUCGCAGGCCUUCACCAGCCAGCAUCUUCGUCGCCCCUAAGAGGCCGUGUCCUCUCCCUCGGGCUGCGGCCGCCCCUCUGGGGGUCCUGCCGGCUGUGGGUUGGGGGCUGGCCACCAGGAAGACACCCAUGCUGCCUGCUCGGAACCCCCCGAGGUUUGGACACCCCAGUUCCGUAAGGAUCCCUCCUCCCAGCCGCAUGUUCACUCUCCUGCUGCCUUCACCACCUGAGCCGGCGGUCAAGGCCAGGAAGCCCAUCCCAGCCACUCUCCUGGAGGAGACCAAGGUGCGGGCCCAAGAAGGGCCCAGAAGAGUGAAGAAGGAUGAGGAUCCGGUGCAGAUCGAAGGGGAGGAUGACGAGAAAAGGACCCCCCUUAGCAGCGGAGAAGCAUCGUCCACAACCAGGUCCCAGGGCACCCAGGGAGACGUGGCCUCCUUCAGAUGCAGCCCUGGGCCUCUGGAGGGAAAUGUCUACCACAAGUUCUCAGAAAACAGCAUGAGUGAGAAGGCCCAGGCGUCUCCAGCGAGCUCCUGCUUGGAAGGCCCUGCCAUGCCCAGCACACACAGCCAGGCCGGAUGUGCCCGGCAUCUUGGAAAGCCUGAUCCGGAUGCAACAGCGCCCCCUCAGCCAGCCGUUGGCUACUCCCUGCUGCAGCAGAAGUUGGCUGCGGAAGUGCUGAAUGAAGAGCCACCGCCCAGCUCCCUAGGCUUGCCGAUUCCGCUGAUGUCCGGAAAGAGGAUGCCUGAUGAGAAGCCUUUCUGUAUUCCUCCAAGGAGCGCUGCUCCUCCCAGAGCUGCCCGCAACAGGCCCUGCAAAAGGAAAAUGUCGAUUCCAUUGCUGCUGCCGCUGCCCCCUUCACUGCCAUUGCUGUGGGAUCGAGGUGAGCUUCCCCCACCUGCUAAGCUCCCCUGCCUGUCUGUUGAGGGAGACCUACACACCUUGGAGAAGAGCCCUGAGUAUAAAAGGAAUAGCAGAAUCUUGGAGGAUAAAACAGAGACCAUGACAAACAGCAGCAUCACCCAGCCUGCCCCUUCUUUCUCCCCACCUGUGGAGACCACAGACUCCCUGCCCCUGACCACUUACACUUCCCAGGUCUCAGCUCCUUUGCCCAUCCCUGACUUGGCUGACCUGGCUACUGGACCCCUCAUCCUGCCUAUCCCUCCACUUUCCACCACACCAAAAAUGGAUGAGAAAAUAGCAUUCACAAUCCCUAACUCUCCUCUGGCUCUUCCUGCUGACCUUGUUCCCAUUUUGGGUGAUCAAUCUAAUGAGAAAGGAGGCUCUUGUCAUUCAGUCGUAGGAGCAGCGCCUCUCACUUCUGACCCCCCAACACCUCCUAGCCCCACACCCUCCUUCAAACCUCCCGUCACAAGGGAGUCCCCAAUAUCUAUAUGUGUGGAUUCCCCUCCUCCUCUUUCCUUCCUGACUCUUCUUCCAGUCCCUUCCACCGGGACCUCAGUUAUCACCAGCAAGCCUAUGAAUUCCACGUCAGUCAUUUCCACUGUCACAACAAACGCAUCUGCCCACCUAACCUCACAGACUGCGGUAGACCCUGAAGUAGUUAAUAUGGAUACUACUGCCCCAUCUCAGGUUGUUAUUUUCACAUCUUCCCUAAGCUCCAGAGUGAGCUCUCUCCCAAAUUCCCAAAUACAUUGCAGUGCAGAGCAGAGGCACCCGGGAAAGACAUCAGUCUACACAUCCCCACUUCCAUUUAUAUUCCACAAUACCACCCCAAGUUUUAACCAACUCUUUGGAAAAGAAGCCACCCCUCAGCCCAAAUUUGAGGCUCCUGAUGGGCAGCAGCAGAAAGCUUCUCUCCCCAGUGCCUGUGUUUUCCUGAGCCUUCCCAUCAUUGCUCCUCCAGACACCUCCACUUUAGUGAACAGUGCCUCUACAGCAUCAUCAUCCAAACCUCCCAUUGAAACCAAUGCUAUGCAUACCACUCCUCCUUCCAAGGCUGUCAUCUUGCAGUCUGCCUCUGUCUCCAAGAAGUACCUCCCAUUUUACCUGGGGCUUCCUGGUUCUGGGAACACACAACCCAGCGGCAACACUGCCUCAGUCCAAGGCUCCACCAGUUUGCCUGCACAGUCAGUCAGGGCACCAACUACAGCUUCCAACCAUCCUUUAAAUCCAGGAGCCACCCCUCAACCCAAAUUUGGGGCCCCUGAUGGGCCACAGCAGAAAACCUCUCUCCCCAGUGCCCAUGAUUUUCUGAGCCUUCCUAUCAUGGUUCCUCCAGACACCUCCACUUUAGUGAGCAGUGCCUCUGCAGCAUCGUUAUCCAAGCCUGCCAUUGACACCAGUGACAUGAAUACCACCCCUCCUUCCAAAACUGUCAUCUUGCAGUCUACCUUUGUCUCCAGGAAGGAGUACAUCCGAUUUUAUAUGGGGCUUCCUGGUUCUGGGAACACACUACACAGUGACAGCAUUGCCUCAGCCCAAGUCUCCACCAGUUUUCCUGCACAGGCAGACAGGAGACCAACCACAACUUCCAGCCAUCCUUUAAAUACAGAAUCCAUCUCUCAUUCCACACUUGGGGCCACUGAUGGGCAGCAGAAGUCUGACAGUUCUUUUAUUCUGGGGAAUCCAGCAACCCCAGCACCAGUUAUAGGCUUACCAUCUCCUUCAGUCCAGCCACUGAGUGGCAGCAUAAUUCCACCAGGUUUUGCAGAGUUAACAUCACCAUAUUCUGCAUUGGGCACACCUGUUAAUGCUGAGCCAGCCGAGGGUCACAACGCAAGUGCUUUCCCCAAUGGCACAGCAAAGACUUCUGGAUUUAGAAUUGCCACUGGGAUGCCUGGCACUGGAGACAGUACCUUACUGGUUGGAAAUACUAUUCCAGGCCCACAAGUGAUUAUGGGACCUGGAACCCCUAUGGAUGGUGGGAGCAUUGGGUUCAGCAUGUCUGCCCCAGGCCCAAGUUCCACAUCAGGAGAGCUCAACAUUGGACAAGGACAGAGUGGGACACCCAGCACCACUUCUGUUUUCCCAUUUGGUCGGGCAGCCUGGGACCCAACUGGCCACAGCAUGGCUGCUGCACCACAAGGGGCUAGCAACAUUCCUGUAUUUGGAUAUACUUCUGCUGCCACCUACAUUCCUGGUUUAGACCCACCUACCCAGAAUUCAUGCAGCGGUAUGGGAGGGGAUGGCACCAGAUCCAUAGUUGGAGGCCCUUGUGUUCCUGCUUUUCAACAGUGCAUCCUGCAGCACACAUGGACAGAGAGAAAAUUCUACACUUCAAGCACCCACUACUAUGGACAAGAAACAUAUGUUAGGAGACAUGUCUGUUUCCAACUUCCAUAAGAGCACCUGUGGUUCACCUGAUCACACCACAUCAGUUGUGGUUGUAAAUACCAGCAUUAUCCUUUUGUAUGGUCAUGCUUCUAGUUUCAUCUUCAUGCCAAGCACCUGCCAUGUACCUCUCCAGAACUCAGGUUGUGCACCAGGAGGGGACAACAACAUCCCUGUGCUCCCUUUCUCCAUCAGUACACAAGGGUCCCACCUGGACAAAACACAGGUGGUGCAUCUGCAGUGAAUGGCAACAUACCUUUAAUUAGAGGCCUUUGUGUAUCCACCUACCAACAAAGUACCUAGGGCCCACCUGGACAAAACACAGAUGGUACCUCUUCCAGGAGUGUCAACAUUCAUUUGAUAGAAGGCCCUCAUGUGCCCAUGUAUCAGCAAAGCACCUGGGGCCCACCUGGACAAAGCACAAACCAUGCAAUGAGGGACAGCAACACAACAGCUGUGACUGGUUGUACUUUUGGUCCCCCAUUUACACAAAGCACCUGAGGCCCACCUGGCUAAAUGCAGGUGGUGCAAUAGGAGAUAGCCCCAGAUAUUUGUAGGGAGAAACCUCUAGUCUCCCUUUCAGUAAAAAUACUGUGGACCUGCCCAACCAAGGUGCUCCUUUUGACUUUAGAGGAACCAGCAUUGUUUUUGUUUUGGUUGGUUUGUUUGUUUGUUUGUUUUUGAGACGGAGCCUUAGCCCAGGAUGGAGUGUAGUAGCACAAUCUCGGCUCACUGCAACCUCUACCUCCUGGGUUCAAGCAAUUCUCCUGUCUUAGCCUCCUGAGUAGCUGGGACUACAGGCACAUGCCACCACACCUGGCUUUUUUUUAUAAUUUUAGCAGAGACAGAGUUCCACCUUAUUGGCCAGGCUGGUCUCAAACUCCUGACCUCAGGUGAUCCACCCACCUCGGCCUCCCAAAGUGCUAGGAUUACAGGUGUGAGCCACCAUGCCCAGCCUAGAGGAGCCAGCAUUGUUAGUUAAAUACUUGUGUUUGGAUGGUCCUGGUCAGAGCACCUGUGCCUGUGAUGGAAAGCAGCCACUAGUGACACUUGUACCUGCCAAGGCCUUCAUAGGAGCCACCAACUCAUUUUUUACUCCUAUCAAUGGUCUUAAGAAAUAAGCACUCUCCCUGCACGUACAGUUCUCAUAAAUUGACAUUGUUCCAGGAGGAAUGGGCUCAGUUCCCUCAAGGUUAAACUUAACCUGCUCUCUUCCUACAGAAGCUGGAGGCCCAAAACCACAGACAGAGAGAGAGAGAGAGAGAGUGUGUGUGUGUGUGUGUGUGUGUGCAUGUGUGUGUGUGUGUGUGUGUGUGUUUAUUGGUGAGUGUGGAGCAGAUGAGCCCAGUCAGAACCGCACUGUAUUUUAGUGGUCUUCUGCACUGUGGAGGGUAGAGGAAACCUGUAUGUAUCAUCAGCUGUCCCCUCUCUGGCUUGACUGUUAACUUGGCUGACCCUACCUCUGGGCCAGUUCUCUCUAGUCAUGGACAGAAAGGCAAAAUUCCCGACUUUGUGGACCCUAUAUUCUAGUUGAAGGGGAGAAAAGAAGCAACAAACAUGGAAAUUAUCUGGUAAAUUAGCCAGUAACGAAUGCUAUGAAAAAUAAAGAAGUACAUGGAGGAUUGAGAUUGUAGAUAGAAGCAGGGGUUUCAGUUUACACUGUGAACAAGCCUCACUGGGAAGGUAAAUUUAAACGAAGCCUAGAGAGAAGCAGUUGAGCCAGAUAUAUGAGCAAAGACCUUUCCAGAUAAUAGGAGUGGUCAUUGCAGAGGCUCAAAGGAAGGAUCCCUGGUGUCCUCACAGAGCAGUUAGUAAGGAAAUGUGGCUGGAAUGGAGUCAGCAAGUGGGAGGGAGGGAUAGAGAAGAGGACAAGAGAGAUGUGAGUGGAAUUCCUUCCUCCACUUUUUACUAGUUGUGUAAUAACAGUUGACUCAAACUUCAAAAGUCUCAAUGAAAUCAGUACUUUUACUAUGGCCUGUUUAUCUCAUAAGAUUUUUGAAAGGAUAAAAUGAAAUAAUAUGGAGAAAUGACUUAUAAGCUUUUUUUGUAAUUUGUUAUAUACAUAGGGAUGGAUAGACAGAUGGAUAGAUUAGAUGAUAGAUAGAUAGACAGACAGACAGACAGACAGACAGAUAGAUAGAUAGAUGAUAGCGUUAUGGACUGAAUGUUUGUGUCCCCCCAAAAAUUCAUAUUUUGAAGCCUAACUUCCAGUGUGAUGGUAUUAGGAGGUGAGGCUUUGGGGAGGUGAUUAGGUUUAGAUGAAGUCAUGAAAAUGAAACCCCCAUGAUGGGAUUUGCGCCUUUAUGAGAAGAAAUACCAGUGCUUUCUCUAAUUGCCAUGUGAAGGUAUACCAACAAGGUAACAGUCUGUAAGCCAGGAAAAGAGUCCUCACAAGAAACAGAAUUUGUCUUUAUCUUGGACUUCCUAACCUUUAGAAUUGUAGAAAAUAAUUGUAUGUUGUUUAAGCUACCAGUCUGUGGCAUUUUUUGUAGCAAUCAGAACUGACUAAUAAAGAUAGAUAGACAAUAGAUAGAUACAUAGAUGAUAGAGAUAGAUGAUAGAUAGAUAGAUAGAGAAUAUACGUAUAUAUGUAUGGUCAAUGACUGAGUUCCUUAGGCAGUGGUGCCCUGAUUGCCUUUAUUAGGCAAUUCAAAUAGAAGAAUAGAAGAACCCCCUUUUUUUUUUUGAGAUGGAGUCUUGCUCUGUCACCCAGGCUGGAGUGCAGUGGCGUGAUCUUGGCUCACUGCACGCUCCACCUCUUGGAAGAACCCCUUUUUAUUAGCAUAAAAGCACUUACUUUUAUGAAGCAAACACAUGUAAAAAUAUGAUAACAGAGACUAAAACAUUUAUGAGAUUAGGCCUGAAAGAAAACAAUCACAGAGAAAUUACUGAAUUCCUCUUGGCACCCUGGGGCCUGAUUCAUUCGCUCUAAAUUGUUUAGUACAGUUCCAGAGGAUCAAAGCUCCUGUUUCCUGGCCAGAUAAUCACCUAACUUUUGUAAUCAGAACUGCCUUUCAGAAGUAGAGUGGAAAUCCAGUUUUCUUCUAAUAGCCCUAUACCCUUGCAGUAUUACCAGGGACAAAUUUUUAAAAUUCAUACUUCUUGACAUUUUUUAAAAGGCGUCAAGCUAAAUAUUAUGAUCCUGAUAAGACAAACUUUGAAUAAAUGUGUGAGAGAUACAAAGAUAAUUUUUGUUUUCAUGUUUUGAUGCACUUACACAACUGAAACUAUUUCUAAAUAUUCUUUUUUAUUAAGAUAAAAAGCGAACAUAAUAUCAAUUUGAAUAAUACUGAAAUUCAACCUUCCUACCACAGUUCCCUCCUCCAGAGAUAGUGUUUAGCUACUUUGAUGUUACUCCCAUAGUUCUGAGUUUGCUUUUUACUUCAACUAUUAUGUUAUCUUACAGAUGUCAUUGUUUUUCCUAAAACUUGAAGUGCCUUCCUUUUUUUCUCCUUGAACUCUUUUCCCAUUAAAAAAAAUGGUUUUGGUUUUCUAAAAUUUUCAGAUAGUAUUGUUUACUUGACUGAAUCCCUUCCUUUUCCAGAAACCUUGAGCCUCCUCCACUGGUUUGGGAGUGGUAAGACCAAAAUAAAUGUAAAAAGUAAAGUAGAGGUUCCUCUUCAAAGACUUUCCUCCCUAUCUGAUUAGAAAUAAAUAGUAACUUCUUUUAGAAGCAAAAUGUAUUCACAGACCUGUGCUAACAUUCUUAAAUAUCUGCUAGUCAUAAUAAAGAAAUCAAUGUACUUUAUGUUCUUAGCUCCCACAAUUUAGCCUAAAUAUUUGCCCUGGCAUGCUUAUACUGGUCCAAGCAUUAGGUCAUAGCCUGUUCCUCUUCCUUAUUUAGAAGUGUUUUUACCUUUCUCAGCAUUCCACAAGUUACUUCCUCAUUCCUUUGUUCUCCUCUACCUUUGCCUCUUUUAAAAGUUCUAAGCUGCUAGCCAAUCGGGACAAAUACAGAAUGUGAGGUCCUGUUCCAGCCAAUGGAAACUGGACACAGCAGUAGGGUGGACGCGUCAGGUUAUAAAUGACCCUGUCUCCUUUGUUCGGUGUACUCUUGUGGCAAAACUGCUGGCAAGUGUACCCUUUCUGCAGGAAGUAAAAAUGGCCUUACUAAAUAAA